AUGUCCGGACUCAAAAACUCGCCCUUUGGGAAGCGACUACGGGGGACACACCAAGAGAACGAAGAAGACGGUCCACGAAGAAAUCGACAGCGUGUUAACCCAAUUUUCUAUACCGCCACACCGUCAACCACAAAGGACGCGACACCAGAGUCACCCGUUACAAGCCGCGACAUGUACGGCGACAGAUUUGUACCUUCUCGCGAUGCUGGCGAUAUGCGAACAACCUAUCACUUGAUGGAUGAAAGCGGCCCUUCUACUCCUUCAAAAUCUAGAAUUAUACCAACAGAAUCAGAUGCACUGAAGGAACAAGCAAACGCAAUAUUCACUUCCAUUCUCCACACAGAAGUAACGCCCCCUUCCCCACGCCGAGCCGCCUCCCCACAACGACCCACAACGUCCUCAAGCGCAACAACAACCCUCCCACCCAGCACACCCACCCGCAAACGCAUCUUUCACUACACAUCACCCGCCACAUCCGCAAACCCCAGCACACCAACCCGCAGACUCGACACCCCAACAGACGAAGCCUACUCCAUGAGCCCCGUCCGCGCAGAAUCCCGUCAACUCCUCGAAUCCCCCCGCAGACAACUACGCAGCGUUUGCAAAACGCCCUAUCGCGUGCUCGACGCCCCAGACCUCGCAGACGAUUUUUACCUCAAUCUCGUAGAUUGGAGCAGUACGAACGUACUCGGUGUCGGACUAGGCAGCUGCGUGUACCUAUGGACAGCACACAAUGCAGCAGUUUCCAAACUAUGCGAUCUUGCAGGUUCGAACGAUACAGUCAGUUCCGUCUCGUGGGUCCAAAAGGGCACGAUGCUCGCUAUCGGAACCCUCUCGGGUAGAAUGCACAUCUACGACGCUAAUACACUGCAAGUACAACGCUCGUACAACAAUGCUCAUACUCAACGCAUCGGCGCUCUUGCUUGGAAUUCGCAUGUGCUUUCGUCGGGGUCGCGGGACCGUAUGGUGCACCAUCGGGACGUCCGAGAACCCUCCUUGCGUCCGUUCAAGCGGUGUGCAGGACACAGACAAGAAGUGUGUGGGUUGAAAUGGGCUCGGGACGGCGGGCCAUUAGCAAGUGGGGGAAAUGACAACAAAGUGUGUAUAUGGGACUUGCGAGGAUCAAAACGCGCUUCUGUUGCAGGAAGUUCAGGAUCAGGUGGAGUAGAAGACUCAGGAGGAGGAAGUGGAGGAGACACACCACUCUGGAAAUUCCAUGAACACACAGCAGCGGUCAAAGCCCUCGCCUGGGAUCCACACGUAAGUGGGGUAUUAGCGACAGGGGGAGGAACGCAGGACAAACAUAUCCGGUUUUGGAAUACGUUUAAUGGGACUAUGCUUAGUGAGCUUGAUACUGGGAGUCAGGUCUGCAACCUAAUCUGGUCCCUAACCUCGCACGAACUCGUCAGCACCCACGGCUUCAGUAGCACCACAGCCCAAAACCAAAUCUGUAUCUGGAAAUACCCAACGCUGAAUAUGGUGGCGUCGUUGACGGGGCAUACUCAUCGGGUUUUGUAUCUUGCUAUGAGUCCUGAUGGUGAGACGAUCGUGACGGGUGCUGGGGAUGAGACCCUUCGGUUUUGGAAUGCGUUUCCGAAGAAAGAGGGUGGGGAGAAGAGGGAGACGAGGUUGGACUAUGGGAGGCUUAUCAGGUGAUGGUAAUUGGGAAUCUCGCACAAGGCGAUUGACGUUUUGCCGAACUACGCAUCCUGGGAACUCGGCGGUUAGCAUGGCCCGACGUCCCUCGGUGAUUGGCGUAGACGUCUCACCCGGCGAUUGAUACGGACGCUGCAUUCUCGACAUCACGCUCUCAUCUAUACACUAUAUCCGCAAGCUAACAUUCACGCACCACAUCAUGGCAUAUGACCACCAACCACACCACUGUAUCACUCACUCACCCAAACCAAAUCAAGAACACAAUCCCAUCUAUUUCAACAACCCAGCAACAUAACUCAUCUACUUUGCUGGCACACAGCCGACCUACUUGACUUGCUCAGUGCAUAUACACGCUACAUGCCGAGCUCAGUGCACAUGCCAAGCUCACAUCAUCACAUCCAUAUGCCCU
This is a messenger RNA of Suillus clintonianus, 2065 nucleotides long. RefSeq names its product WD40 repeat-like protein. The coding region runs from base 1 to 1656 and encodes 551 amino acids. Gene Ontology annotation, cellular component: anaphase-promoting complex. Gene Ontology annotation, molecular function: ubiquitin ligase activator activity; protein binding; anaphase-promoting complex binding. The transcript has 5 exons. The record is from RefSeq and is a predicted model, not a curated record. Lineage: Eukaryota; Fungi; Basidiomycota; Agaricomycetes; Boletales; Suillaceae. Gene Ontology annotation, biological process: positive regulation of anaphase-promoting complex-dependent catabolic process; anaphase-promoting complex-dependent catabolic process; positive regulation of ubiquitin protein ligase activity.